AUGAGGAGCGGCGGAGAGAGCGAGAGGACGGUGAUGGGAUUCGUCGUCGUCGUCGUCGUCGUCGUCAUGAGAGGUGGAGAGAUUGACGCAGGCGCAGCGUUCGAGGGAGGUGAAGAAAGCGGAUAUUACGGUUGCGCUGAUCCAGCUAGCGGCGUGGUCGAUCUUUUCCAUGGAAGUCGUCGUGCUAACGUUGGAGGUGAUGCUGAUGCUUUUGUCCAUGGCUUCUGGAUCCGAUUAGCGUUUCAGAAGACGACCAAGAAAAGAAGAUCGUGGGAUGGAUCAAUAUAUUACAGGAAUAACGAUUUUGAACCGAGAAAAUGUAAAUAUAAGUAUAUAAAACGAUUAUUGUUUGUCAGAAAUAGCGCAUCUGGUGUAGUGGUAUCAUAG
Molecule: messenger RNA, 387 nt
Organism: Arabidopsis thaliana (thale cress)
Lineage: Eukaryota; Viridiplantae; Streptophyta; Magnoliopsida; Brassicales; Brassicaceae
Exons: 1
Coding region: 1-387 (128 amino acids)
Source: RefSeq, marked reviewed